This is a messenger RNA of Propithecus coquereli (Coquerel's sifaka), 1397 nucleotides long. It is a transcript of the gene PABIR1, whose product is annotated as family with sequence similarity 122A. Gene Ontology annotation, biological process: mitotic G2/M transition checkpoint. Gene Ontology annotation, cellular component: nucleus; cytoplasm. NCBI's taxonomy places the organism in Eukaryota, Metazoa, Chordata, Mammalia, Primates, Indriidae. The transcript has a single exon. The coding region runs from base 27 to 1007 and encodes 326 amino acids. The record is from RefSeq and is a predicted model, not a curated record. Gene Ontology annotation, molecular function: protein serine/threonine phosphatase inhibitor activity.
GCAGGCGCCUGCGCAAAGGGGCACGCAUGCGCAGAGAGGUGAGCUCGCUGACAGAUUCUUGGUGGUGGCGGCGGCCCUGGACUGCGGGGAAUGGGAGUCCUAAGGCCCUGACUGAGCACCGCCCCCGCCUCCCUGUCCCCGACAUGGCUCAGGAGAAGAUGGAGCUGGAUCUGGAGCUGCCUCCGGGUACGGGCGGGAGCUCGGCGGAGGGCGGCGGCACUAGCGGCGGCGGGGGCCUCAGGAGGUCUAACAGCGCCCCCCUGAUUCACGGCCUCAGUGACACUUCGCCGGUGUUCCAGGCCGAGGCGCCGAGCACCAGGCGGAACAGCACAACGUUCCCGAGCCGCCACGGCCUGCUGCUACCGGCCUCCCCUGUCCGCAUGCACAGCAGCCGCUUGCACCAGAUCAAGCAGGAGGAGGGCAUGGACUUGAUCAACAGAGAGACGGUCCACGAGCGGGAGGUGCAGACCGCAAUGCAGAUAAGCCACUCCUGGGAGGAAAGUUUCAGCCUGAGCGACAACGAUGUGGAGAAAUCCGCCUCUCCGAAGCGCAUCGAUUUCAUUCCUGUGUCACCAGCACCGUCACCCACUCGGGGAAUUGGGAAGCAGUGUUUUUCACCAUCCUUGCAAAGUUUUGUGAGUAGCAAUGGAUUGCCUCCAAGCCCUAUUCCCAGCCCAACGACCCGAUUUACUACCCGGAGAAGCCAGAGUCCCAUCAAUUGCAUUAGACCAAGUGUUCUUGGACCAUUAAAAAGAAAAUGUGAAAUGGAAACUGAUUACCAGCCAAAGAGAUUUUUCCAGGGCAUCACCAACAUGCUUUCUUCUGACGUUGCACAGCUGUCAGAUCCCGGUGUGUGUGUAUCUUCGGAUACCCUUGAUGGAAACAGCAGCAGUGCCGGAUCUUCUUGUAACUCACCAGCGAAAGUCAGCACUACCACCGACUCUCCUGUGUCGCCCGCCCAAGUGGCCUCUCCAUUUAUUCCACUAGAUGAACUUUCAUCUAAGUGAUUCACCCAUCCUGAGACUGAUUUUUUGCAAUGGAGAGAGAGAAUAAUCAAGUUGGAGCAAGCACUGAACUUUGUCAAUUAAUUUGAGGCUAUUUCCUAUUUGACCCUUUUUCUUUUUUGGAAUUUCCUGAUAUGUUGUUAUUCUAGAGAACUUAUAUGUCAGGUUCCUGCGGAUACCUUUGAAUUCAGUGUAGUAAUAUUUUCAGACGUUUUCCCAAUAAGUGUGUUGAAGCAUACAUCUUUAUGCUGCUAAUAUGUCUAAAUACAUAUGUUAUCCCUUGAUUUUUUUAAAUAAUUGAGAGCUCUAUUUAUUUAUGGGAUUAUUAAGUUCUGAUGAAAAUAUAAAUGUUGAAUUAAUCAGCAUAGUAAACUGAUGUUUUAAAAUUCCAUA